AUGGGCGACGCAGUCAUUGAGGGUUCGAACUGGCGCCUCGUUGAGGUUGGCCGUGUCGUUGUUAUCAACGGUGACCACCCCUUCGCCGGCCGCCUGGCCACGAUCGUCGAGAUCAUCGACCACAAGCGAAUUCUCGUCGACGGUCCUUCCGCCAACGCUAGCCUCGCUGUUCCCCGACAAGCCGUCCCCCUCAGCAAGGUCCUCCUCUCCUCUCUUAUCGUCGAGGGCUUGAACCGCGGUUCCCGAACUGGUGUCGUCCGAAAGCUCUGGGAGAAGUCCGAGAUUGACUCCAAGUGGGAGCAGACCAACUGGGCUAAGAAGCGGGAUCAGAUGGAGCGGAGGAAGGGUCUCACCGACUUCGAGCGCUUCCAGGUUCUCCGACUCAAGAAGCAGCGACGAUUCGAGGAGCGCAAGGCUCUGGCCAAGGUCAAGGCCUCCGCAUAA
This is a messenger RNA of Fusarium fujikuroi IMI 58289, 444 nucleotides long. RefSeq names its product probable ribosomal protein L14.e.B, cytosolic. NCBI's taxonomy places the organism in Eukaryota, Fungi, Ascomycota, Sordariomycetes, Hypocreales, Nectriaceae. The coding region runs from base 1 to 444 and encodes 147 amino acids. Gene Ontology annotation, cellular component: ribosome; cytosolic large ribosomal subunit. Gene Ontology annotation, molecular function: structural constituent of ribosome; RNA binding. Gene Ontology annotation, biological process: ribosomal large subunit biogenesis; translation. The transcript is spliced from 2 exons. The record is from RefSeq and is a predicted model, not a curated record.